This is a messenger RNA of Cinara cedri, 4215 nucleotides long. Lineage: Eukaryota; Metazoa; Arthropoda; Insecta; Hemiptera; Aphididae. The record is from the annotation of a GenBank genome assembly.
AUGAUAAGAGACCUUUUUUGUUGCAUUUUGGUUCAUGUUGGAAUUGCAGAAAGGUAAUUUUUGGAAAUUCUCAUCAAUAUUAAAAUAAUGAGGAAAAAUUAGUUCUUUAAGUUAAAAAAGAUUAAAAACAAGGUUGUUAUUGGCAACCAUUUUUAUUUAUUUUUUGUUAUUAUUAGGUUUUUAUUGUUUUUAUUCUAUUCUAAAUUCUUUUUCAAACAAUCCUUGUCAUGAAAAAGCAAUACUAUUGAUCGAGCUCUACUCAGGAUCGUUUUUCGUUAGCAAUAAUUAAUGAUUGCUUACAGAUAUAAACAAUGCUCGAAUUAAGAGGGGGCGCAGGGAGACCUCAACUAAUAUUACAGAAAUGUAAUCGUUUUACUACUAUUUGUUUGAAAUGGAAUACAUGGGACGCAGUGCCAUGGCGGUUACAAGGGGGAUGCCAUGACAAUCGCCCCCCUUUGGACCAUGUUAUAGAUUCUGAGUGAAGCAAAGAAUGUAUUGAUUUUACAAAGUUGUUUAUUUAUUUUUUUUUUCUAAUGUGAACCCUUUUUCUACCAGAAAGCUUACUCCGAUUAUUAAGUAUAGCACCUUGUCUGAAAGGAAAUGUUUUAUGGGUGGUACUUUAGAGCGGUCAUUUUUUGAAAUUUUCAUUUAUAUUCGAGAUAAUGAGAAAAACCUGAUUCUUUAGAUUAAAAAAUAUCGAAAGAUUAAAAAUAACAUUUUCAUUGGCAACCGUUUUUAAUUAUUUUUUUUUUAUUAUUAAGUUUUUAUUCAAUAUAAUAAAAAUAAUCUUUUUAAACAAUCAUUGUUGUAAUCAUUAUUUUACCAUAAUAUGACAUAUAUAUUGUUGACAAAGCAACACUGUCGACUGAAAUCCGCUCAUAAUCGUCUUUUCGUUAGCAACAUUGUUUAUCGUUGCUUACAGAUAUAAAUUAAAUUUCUGUCUGUAUCCUACCUUUCCAACUUCUCAUCUAGAACAAUGGCCCAUCCGCCGAAUUUAAUGUAUAUCUGUUAGCAAGGAAAAACCAUUGUUAACGAAAAAUUGAUUCUGAGCGGAGUUCAGUUAAUUAGUGAUGCUUUGUCAAUAAUAUAUAUGCCAUAUAAUGAUAAAACAAUUGAACAGGCGUAAAAUAUAUUAUCUUUAAUAGUAUUUGUUUAAUACUGAACCGUUUUCCUACGUUUUUCUCGAUUUUUCCAUAUUUUUUUCCUAGUAUGGUUAAAACUCAUCAAAAAAUUACCUCCUUAAAGUACCUCCCCAGUCCGAUUUCAUAUCAGAAAAGUUGCUACACUUAAUAACCAAAACCGGGUAGAAAAGUUGUCCACAGAUGAAAAAAAAAAAAAAAAAUAAACAUAUAAACAUGAAAAACCAUAAGCUUCUUCGCUCCGCUCAAAAUAUAAAAUCAAACAGGUGCAUAACACUAUGCUGUACUAUUCGCUCGUAAUCUAUAAAAAAAAAAAAAAAAACUCCAUCCCAACCCUCAAAUCAUUAUAUUCUUAUAUGAUUUUAAAUUUAAAAAAAAAAAUCUUUAAUUUUGUAAUUUCAACUUACUGCCGUCAUGGUGUUGUAUCUGGACGGAAAUCCACUGCGCGACUAGUUUUAUCGCGUUAACGAAGACCGCAUUCAUGGUGUCAGACGAUCGCGAUCGAUUCAUGGUCAAAAUACGAAAUAUCGGGUUGACCGGUAAUGGCUAUGUACGUACACACUGCAGCGGCACAGCGCCCGCGUCAUUUGUGUGACGGAGCGCGGCGUUUAGAUAAUGCACUGCCGUAGGCGCAACUAUGAGGGGGGGGGGGUUGCUAGGGAGUCUUUAGAAUUAAAAUUAGCACCCCCAAAUAUACCCGAUACGUUGUUUUAUACUAUAGACUAAGCAUUCUGUCCGUGUGUUCCAUAAUUAAUAAGCCAAACAAAAUACCAAUUACCUAUCUACACGCAAAAUCAGUUAAAAGAAGUUUUGAUACAUUUUUAUACAAAGUUGUUAAUAAAAAGUGUGUGGUCGCUUAUUAUACGUAUCGUGCAAAUUGUAUUGUGGGGGUAUUGCCUCUAUGGGUCUGUGAUGUAUUUUAUACUUUUAGCGCCCCCCCCCCCAAGUUCGCAGGCGGUCUAGUUGCGCGCCUAUGUACACUAUUAACUAUAUGAUAUAUGAGUCCCCCGACCCAAACAUAAAAAGUGAAAUGUCUCGUUUACGGAUUGAUAGGAGUCAAGAAUUUCAGUACCGAAAUGUAUUUUAACUAAUUUCCUUCUUUCCAGCGUUUAUAGUCCAUGAUGUAUAUGGGACCUAAGACCGUAGUUUGCAAUGUUUAUAAUAUGGGCAGAUAGGUAUUGAUUAAGAAUAUUUAACAAUGUACUAUACAAAAAUUAAGUGUAUGGGUUUUUAGGCUACAGCCACGGUUAUAGACAAAACCUAGAUAGAUAAUAUCUAUAAUCGUGCUAAAUGUUAACAGCUAAAUAUUACUAAAAUAUUUAUUAUAUAUUACCAUUGAUUAUAGAAUAGACUAGGUAUUCUAUAAUCAAUAAUAUUACAUUGGUGCUCACUGCUCAGUUAUUCACCAAUUAAGAUUGUAAUUUAUUAUAUAUGCCUAUAUAAUAUAUAUUAUUAUAACUUAAUUCGUGUACGUAAUACAGAAUAAUUAUUAAUUAUUUAUUUAAUUUUGUAAUUAAUGUUUAAUGGUUAUAUGACUCACAGUCAAUCUGUAGAUUGAAUACAAUUUGUCUUUGUUUAGUUUUUUUCCACAAAUAUGAUUAAACCGAAACUGUACAACGAUCUUUUGUUACAACCAAGCAGAACGUUGUACAUAUUCAUGAUGAAAACUAAUAUUCCAUUUGAAUCAAUGCUAUUAAAUCUGAGACGAGGUAUAUUAUUUUAACUAGGUGAUAAAAAAUAUGUAAUUUUGUGUUUAUAUAUACAUAUUUUUGAAUCCUGUAAAAAAAGAACAACAAUUUUAAAUGUUUAUUAUUAUAAAAAUUAACGAUUAUUACAUAAAAAAAAAAGAAAGAUAUAUUAUAACACUAAAACACUUAUAUAAUAGGUAAAAAAUAUAUACCUAUUAAUUAAUGUAUCCUAAAAUUAAUAAGUUAAUAAUAUAUCAAAUUCUAUAGAGGUCCAAUUGGAGCUAUUGAAGAGUUCCAAAAUUAUGUACUUAGAACCUCCUGAGGAAUCCCAAGCUAUAGUCCUAAUUUGGAGAUCCACAGAAUAGGCUAUUCGGAUUACCCUAAGUGCCUCCUUGAACUCAAAUGCUCCAUAGAAGCUCCCUGAGACUUCUUGUGCUGUUAGGGUUAGUGCUAUUUAACAGACUAAAUUUUGUUCACUUAAAUAAUAGCAUGGAAGUAUGAAAAGGUCUUCAUAGGUAAUUUCAAUGAAUGAUAGGAAUGAAAGAUAUAUUGCAACCAAUCAUAAUUUUGAAAAUACUUUUUUCACAUAAAUUUUUAGAAUUAAUUACACAUAUUAAUUGUGUUAUUUACCUAAACUUGCAACUCGCAAACUGGAAUUUGUUUUUCACAAAAUAAGAUUCAAUGUUAUUGUCAUACUUGUAAAAAUUAAAUAUAAGCAUAAUAUAUUUGCUAAAAAAAAAAUUGUAUUUAGUCCACCCUAAUAACAUAUACAUAUAUAUUUAUGAAUCUUGUACAGACAUCCAUUUUUAUGUAUUUAAAUUUAAGAAAUAAUUUUCUUCUUCUAGUGUUGUUAUUCUUCGUUAUUUAUGUCGUACAUAUAAGGUAGCAGACCAUUGGUAUCCUAAAGAUGUUCAAAAACAAGCACGAGUUGAUGAAUGUCUAAUGUGGCAAUAUAAUAGAGAGCUCAUUGUACUCAAUAUUUUUGGCAUAAGGUAAUGUGGCACAGGUGACUUUUGAGUAUUUUAAUUGUUUAUGUAAAUUGGUAUUUUAAUUAAUUGUUUUUCUCUAGGCAUUUAUACCAUUGAAGUCUGGACAACCAGCUAGUGUGAAAACAAUUGUAACUCUAGAAGAAAGAAUGAUUGAAAAUCUUGAUUUAAUAGAAAAUAUUUGGUUAAAAAAUAAACUAUUUUUAUCCGGUGAUGAGAUUUCUAUUUCUGAUCUUGUUGGUGCAUGUGAAGUAGAACAACCGAGUGAGAAAAUAAUUUAUACUAUUAUUAUAUUUUAUGUAUUUAUUUACACAUGUAUAUUUAGGAAUUGCUGGUUUUGAUCCACGAGAAAAUCGUCAUAAUUUGACAAAGCGGAUUGCUGGAGUUUUCCCGCUUUUAUGA